Mucor mucedo is the source of this 589-nucleotide messenger RNA. Its product is annotated as multi protein bridging factor 1-domain-containing protein. Lineage: Eukaryota; Fungi; Mucoromycota; Mucoromycetes; Mucorales; Mucoraceae. The record is from RefSeq and is a predicted model, not a curated record. Gene Ontology annotation, cellular component: nucleus. Gene Ontology annotation, molecular function: DNA binding. The coding region runs from base 22 to 465 and encodes 147 amino acids. The transcript has 3 exons.
CCAAAACUAAAUUAAUAAAAGAUGUCUGAUUGGGAUUCUGUAACUGUUCUUCGUAAGCGUGAUCCUGGAAAGGCCAAGGUCACCCGUACUGAUGCUGAAAUCAAUGCUGCCAGAAGAGCUGGUGUUGCUAUUGCUACCGAUAAAAAGUCCACAUUGACUAACUCUAGUCACGCUGAUACUGAUCAUCGUCGUAUUGCUAAGCUUGAUCGUGAUAACGAUGUUGCCCCUCCUCCUCGUGUGGAUGUCUCUGUUGGUAAGGCCAUUCAAAAGGGUCGUCAAGACAAGAAAAUGCUUCAAAAGGAUUUAGCUGUUGCUAUUAACGAGAAGCCUCAAGUUGUGAACGAAUAUGAGUCUGGUAAGGCUAUUCCUAACCAAAAUGUUCUUGGUAAGAUGGAACGUGCUCUUGGUAUCAAGUUGAGAGGAAAGAACAUUGGUGACCCAUUGACCUUUGGUAAGAAGAAGUAAAUAUCUUUUUCUGUCUAUUUACUAUAAACUAUAUACAUAACCCACACACACACACACACACACGCCACAAUAUUUGUACAAAAACCCUCAAAUAAAAAAAAAACUUUUUUUUUUAUAUGUCCAC